GCGUGGAGGUUUGCUUACAGUUGCAUAUAAACGUACUUUGCACGCUUCGACCUUCUGAAUGAGCAAAUCACUUUCAUCUUAGGAAAAAUUGGGUUGUCUGCCCUCUGCCAUGUCGAGACUGUCAGUGUGUGACUAGUGUGCCGCAUUUAAAGGGAAUGAGAGGAGCCGCUUUGGUUGGACAUUAUUGAAGUUGGCUGACUUCAAUCCCACAGCGAAACUACCAACACCCGGUUUAACCCGCCUCCACAAAGAUUUACGCUGCCCACCGCGCCGGAUUUAUGCCAGAUGUGCGAGUGUGUGCGUAAAUAUGUGUGUGCUUAAACUUAAACUUUCUGUCUUUGUAUGGCACAACCCUUGAUGGCCCACCUUUAUGAAGACGACAAGAGGAAACCGUGAGCCAUAAUGUGACGGCACCUCGGAGCAGACGGCCGCCUUUGCUCAAUCCAAGAGGGGAUCCGGCUGUGGCUUUGAUAGCGCGUUAAUUACUCAUGUGAUGUGAUACAGAUGUCUGGGGGCUUCAGCUGAAAGUUUGGCUGACGCUUUCCGAGGGGGCCGGGCGGCAGACAAUUUUAUAAGAAGCGUGGAAUCAAAGCGCAGGAAGACAGUGUUCCAUAAUGGGCAACGCGGCCUUGCGUAUGCUGCUGCUAAUGGCUUGUAUGGCGGCCAGAGGAAUGUGCCAGAUAAACAGCACUGGAGCAGAGGAGGGGGACCCCGACCCGGGAUAUCUCCAGCACUCCUCCACCCUCGAGCCCAGCACGGGGCCCGGGGCCCACCCGGAGGCGGCGGUGUCGGCCAACGCCACGGUGGCGAGGAGGCCAGUGCCGCCGCCCAUGUGUUUGGUGACGACCUCCGUCAACAUCUACUUCAAGUACAUCAACACGCUGAUCUCCGUGGUGGUGUUUGUGGUGGGCCUGGUGGGCAACGCCACUCUGCUGAGGAUCAUAUACCAGCACAAGUGCAUGAGGAACGGGCCCAAUGCCCUCAUCGCCAGCCUGGCACUGGGGGAUCUCAUCUACAUCGUCAUCGACAUUCCCAUCAACGUAUACAAGCUACUAGCAUCACGGUGGCCAUUUUACGACAGCGCCUUCGGCCUGUUCCUCUGCAAGCUGGUUCCCUUCCUGCAGAAAGCCUCAGUGGGCAUCACCGUCCUGAACCUGUGCGCCCUCAGCGUUGACAGGUACAGAGCCGUCGCGUCCUGGAGUCGAGUGCAGGGCGUCGGGAUUCCGCUCCUCACCGUCAUGGAAAUCCUCACCAUUUGGGUCCUGUCGAUGGUGCUGGCCAUCCCCGAAGCCGUCGGCUUCGACAUGAUCAGCUUUAACUACCGGAACGAUACCCUCCACACCUGCAUGCUGCAGCCCAAAUCGGACUUCAUGGUGUUCUACAAGGAUGCGAAGGACUGGUGGCUGUUCGGUUUCUACUUCUGCGUACCGCUAACCUGCACCGCCAUCUUCUAUACCCUGAUGACCUGCGAAAUGCUCAAUAACAGGAACGGCAGCCUGCGGAUCGCCCUGACCGAGCACCUCAAACAGAGAAGGGAAGUGGCCAAGGCUGUCUUCUGUCUGGUCCUCAUAUUCGCCCUCUGCUGGUUCCCGUUGCAUCUCAGCAGGAUCCUAAAGAAGAUGGUUUACUACCAGAAUGACGAGACACGCUGCGAGCUGUUCAACUUCCUUCUGGUCAUGGACUACCUAAGCAUCAACCUCGCAACAAUCAACUCCUGUAUCAACCCCAUCAUUCUCUACUUUGUCAGCAAAAAGUUCAAAAAUUGCUUUAAGUCGUGUUUGUGUUGCUGGUGCUACUCGGAAGGCCAGCUGAGCAGCUUCGGAGCAAUGAACGGCACCAGCGUCCAGUGCAAAAGUCCCGAGCCCAACAACCUUCUCACCGACCGCAGCCUGCGGAAAGACAGCGACUGAACACUUUGCACUCAGGCACUAUUACAAACAGUUAGCCCUCCGAAAUAUAUGCAUUAUUAUGACACUUUUUCAGAACUAUACUAGGACUCAUGAUACCGCCUUGCAUGAAAGUGGCAGAGGCACCUAGGAAAAAAGGUUUCAAAGGAGCAGACACGUUGCCUGGAGGACUUCUAAGUCAGGGGAUGCAUUUAAACUGUGAAUUACCGUCACAAUUCCAGUAAAAAGGGCAGGAUGGCGCGACGCAAUGGAAAAGAAGACAAACGUCUGUCAGAGAAAAUGAUGGCAGAUGAGCGCUCGCGUCCAUCCCCGGAGUCGGAAAACAGGAACGCGUGUUAGCGACGACUUAUUCUCCAUUGAACACGCCCGUGGAUGUACUCAUUAUUCAUUUAGCCUCAUUGUGUCACCAACUUCUGCGCUUAAAGUCGCCCGACAUCGUGAAUAUUUCACAAACGAAUGGUCACAUUGAGUACAUAGGAAAGAUUUCCUCACAGAACAAUGUGACGGUGACACUAUAUUCAGGAUAUUUAUGCUCACGUUAUCCACAAGACAUUUACCUGUAUGUGCACUUUUAUAAAGUGUUUUAUUUGGCAGUAUUAGCAAGGUUACCAGGUUACCAGUAAUACAGUGAACCCCCACAUAUUCACUGUUCAGCAUUUGCAAAUUCGCAUAUUUUGGGGGGAAACUAUCCUGCGUUAUAUGCUGAAAAACUCACCUAACUGCUGUUUUUGCACUCACGCCAAAGCCCUGUCUAAUAAAAGAAUAGCACUUUGGUGCCAUCUGGUGGCAUCUUGCAAAGCUACUAUGUUAAAAUGAGGGGACGAGCUUCAUUUAGUCAGGGCCAUAGCCUUGUCUCAUAGAAAAGAAAAAGUCAUUUGCUGCCAUCUUGUGGCAUCUAAAGGCAAUUAACAAUUUUUGGGGGAUGGGCAACAAUCACUCGCAAAUUUCUUUUUUUGGGGGUUCACUGUAGUAAUAGAAGUAGUAGUAGGAUGCAAUAGACUGCAACUCAUAUCACUGAGUAAAUGCUAAGUCUCAUUUUUAUUUUUAUUUCCUUUUAUUUUUUCAUAAUGGCUUACCUGAGUACAUUAUCAAUUUGUUUCCUUGAAGUGAGAAGGGUCUACUUAUUUGGUGAAGCUACGGUAAGCAUCAUGCUAACAUCGCUGAGCCUCCUGACUGGAACAGCUAGCCUGGCUCUGUCCGACUUUCCGAUCCCUGCCAGAAAGGGGGGGGGGGGGGGUAAAAAAAAAAAAAAGGAAUUGAAUUGAAAAAUAAUUUUAUUUGAUGGUCUGUCUCUGUUGCCAGGUGGAUUUUGCUACGCUAGCCAGGCUAACUACCCUGCUAACUAUCUGGUACGCUAAGUUAGCAGCGACUUAGCUGCAACAAACAGAAAGCUAAGUCAGACAUGUCUAUUUCUUCCAAAGAGCUAUUCUUCCAUAUACGUUUGUAGUGAUAAUGUACACUAGUCACACAAACUACAUGUGAAUUUUAUUUUACCGCCUCUAAACUUUCAAAUGCACAUGUCCAACUAACUGUUCAAUGUUUCAGUACUUUUUUGCAAAGGUCAAAUUAGAUUCACCUCUAAAGGUUAUAUUCCAUUUUAGGUUCAUCCUGAAAGUUCACCCGAAAGCCGGAUACAAAACGCUUUUGUGAACAUUGUAUGUAUUUUGGUGUGUUUUAAGAGUGAUGAGUGUAUCUUUCGUUGGAGCGUUUUGCACAUUGUGUACAGAAGCACCGUCCAAAUAUGUACAGAUGCUAACAUUGUUAGCAUCACUUCUUAUCCCAAUAAAUCAAUGACCAGUGCAAGUUUAUUUCUCCAGCCCG
Phycodurus eques (leafy seadragon) is the source of this 3728-nucleotide messenger RNA. It is a transcript of the gene ednraa, whose product is annotated as endothelin receptor type Aa. Lineage: Eukaryota; Metazoa; Chordata; Actinopteri; Syngnathiformes; Syngnathidae. The transcript has 9 exons. Gene Ontology annotation, biological process: vasoconstriction; regulation of blood pressure; G protein-coupled receptor signaling pathway. The coding region runs from base 615 to 1910 and encodes 431 amino acids. Gene Ontology annotation, molecular function: endothelin receptor activity. Gene Ontology annotation, cellular component: membrane. The record is from RefSeq and is a predicted model, not a curated record.